AGUUGGCAUGUCUUAUCGUUUUGGGUUCAUUCUCACUAGCCGUAGGUUUUGUGAUAUAUAAUACGCCUAUGUGAAUGUUUAGUGUUUUCUUUAGGGUGUUAUCACGAUGCCCGGGGAGAACCACGCUAAAACGACGGGAAUUUCGUCAGAUGUCACCGGAGGAAUUUGUCAGAAAUGCACUGUUUUACAUCAGAAUUUAAAGGAAUACGUUACGGCAUUGCCGAUACUGGAGCGAAAGAUAAUUGACACAGACCAUCUGUUAACUGAAUACCAAGAGAAAUGUGAUGAGCUUCAGAAAUCUCAAAGGGAGACCAGCAAACUUCAUCAACAGCUGGAUGAGCUGCUGUUGAAAAUGGUCCCAUUAGAGAAACACAUGGAGGAGAGGAAGGCAUUGUGGUCUGAGCUGGAGGAAAAGAAUAAGAUCCUAAAAAUGUAUCAGCAAACAUCUGUGGAACUCGGCAGCCUGAAGGAAGAGAGUGCCAAGUCACUUGCUUUGAAUAAGCAGCUUGAAAAUCAGCUGAAAAAGCUUGAAGAUUCCACUGUCAGGCAGAACCAUGAAAUUAUAGAACUGAAAAUGGAGAAAAAAAAGCUGGAAAAAAAUCUUCAUAAAGCCCAGAAACAUCUUGAAAAACUGGCAAAGGAAAUACAGAAAAACCCAAAGACUAUUUCUACUCAAACAAGUUUUCCUGAGGAACAAAAAAUUGAUAAAGCUAAGGUCAAGUUGCUUUUUGAAGAACUUUGGAAGUGCAUAGAACCUCUGUCAUCACACACUACAGACCCACCUUUCUCUUCUGGGUACAGCAGUGGGCUGACAGAAGUCCCUCCUCAUUCACAGUCAUUGUUAUUGACAACUGCGUUGACACAGCUGUACUCGCAGCCAGUAACACACACACAACUGUCUAUAGAUCUUCCCUGUGAGUCAUCAGUCUGUCUCAACAAGUCUGUGAAGCCAUUUCCUAGCACUCUGCAUAAUCAAGGAUUACCUGAACCUACAAACACUGGAACAAGUGAGAAGAAAACCAGAGUUUUGGGAGGCCAUGUGAAAGACGGCAAUUUGCAGGUUAUAGCACAUGAAAAUGUCAGUGCAACAUCACCUUGUGGAAACCAUGGACAGAAGGUGAUGAAGAUAUUAGACUGGUUCAGGCCUUUACCCCAGCUUCUCUCUCCAGUGUCACCACAGGAAGUGUUAUUUCAAGACCUGUCUGAUUCAAGGGAUCAUGAGGAGAAUGCCAGAUGUGAUGGAAAUGACCUGAAGAUGACCAUCUGCUCAGAAAUGGCAAAUAACAGUCUUAUGAGAGGAACGACAUACCAAUGCCCUGAGCCUGCAGGUCUUCAGCACUAUAAAUUGGCAGCUAAGCAGGCUACAGACACCAUGGUGAUGGCAGCCCCAGCUCACCAAAACACCCUCCAAACUACAGCGUUUGCUGCUAAAGCAAAGAAAACAUGUCAAAAUUCAGGCAGUAAAACUGUGCCUCCUUCAGAAAUUGAAAUCUGUGAGCACAGGACCAAGAAGUUGGCAAACACUGCUGAAACCACUGUGUCCAUGUCAGAUGAAAGCAUGGUGGAUAUGUCGGCUGAGUCAUCCACUCAUUCUUGUGUUACAGUGUCUGUAUUCAGUGGUGUAUCAGCAGAACUGUCUGUGUCUGAAAAUACUGCCUCCUUCAAAAAUUCAUUCCUAAAUGCUGAUGAUCGAGCUGAGAAAACGUCAGUAAAUGAAAAGGAAAUCAAUAUUAAAGAUGAUGUUUGUGAGAAUGCAUUGCCAGUGUUCCAGAAUGGAAACAAAGCAGAAGAACAGAAGGGCAAUUGUGACACUCCACCCAGCACAUCCAUACUAAAACCAAAACCAUCAACACCCAUAGAGAACAUGACUUGUCAGAGCAGUGAGGACUUGGAAGUUAAUGAAGACACCAGUGCACCUUUUCAAACUCCCCUGGGUUUUGGUAAUUUGGAAGACUCGUUUUCAAAUGGUUUCCCCCAAAAACAGGUGUCAGAUGGAACUGAGAGACAAACUGCCCAAAGCACAUUAAAUUACAUAAUCAAAGAUGAUACUAAAACUGAACAGGCUGUGUCAAAAGUCAUAUCUGAUGUGACUUCACAGACAAAUGAAGUUGGUACAGUAGCAGAAGAGUUUGAUGAAGCUAAAGCUGUACAUUUUCCUCAUGAAAUGAUUAGUUGUACUAAGGACAGUUUUCAAGUUAGUGCUGGUGAAGUAGACUUUGGACAAAUCAAUUUGCCUUUAAAAUCUACUAAUGAUGAAACCGAUAAAGUGAAAAAACAAGUCCAAGAUGGUUCACACAUGGAAAUUCCUGCCUCAACAGAUACCACUUUGACUUCAGGGUUUGGGUUAGAAUUAGGAUUAACUACCAGUGAACAACCAACAAGAGAACUAAGUCCUAAAGAAGAACUGCACACUGUGGAAAUCGUUUACAUUGAGUGUCCAUCAAAAUUGUCCAAACAUGAAAAAUCUUGCAAAAAGGCGGCAGGAAAAACAAGUGAGCUAGAGGUGACUACUUUCACAUCACAUGAAGUUGGUUGUUUAAAACAAAUAGACUAUGGACCUGCUGAGAGGAUACAGAUAACAAACCCAAGCAAAAUCCUUACAGCGCGCACUGAUGAGGAUGAUGUCAUGAGAAUGAAUGCUUAUUGCAGUGAUGUGAAUCCUUUUGUCAUAAAAACAGGAUUGUCCCCUUUAGAAUUUCCAACAGAUGAAGACAAACUGGAAAGAUGUAGCUCAGAGGAUCCUGCAACACACAGAGAGUCAUCAGAUGAACAGGAGAGUUUUGUACUGCAGCGAAAAGUGAAAACAACCUACCAGCGUGCUGGAAGUCAAGCCUCUAUUAAGACUGAUAAUGGUGUAAUUAGGACUGGACAAAAUUCAACUGAAAAUCAUACAGCACCAGGGAGAAGUCACUGUAGCUGCUCCUCUAUCACAGCUUUGGAUCAUUUGCCAUCCUAUGACUCGUCUCAUGUGAAAAUGGAUUUAUCUUUGAAUAGUGUACAAUUGGAAGAUAAUGGAGACAAUGAUGUCCCAAUACAAAAAACCUUUACAGGGUUGUCAUGUUGUGAGAGUAAAAUUGUAAAUGAUCAUCAAUAUCCCUUUAAGGAGAAGCUUAAAGAAUAUACAACCGUAGUAAAUCAGUCCCAGAAAAUAACAGGAGAGUGUAUUGUCACUUCCAGGGUGUCCGCAGUGUCAGUUGCAAAAACUGGGCCACAUUUACAGAGAACUGAUGGGAGUACAGUCAGCCACAUUACUCAAGAGUUCACAGAUGAAAAACUUGAGGACAUGAGGAAAACUUUCAACAGUGAGAAUAUUAGGCUGUUUCCCAUGAAUAGUGACCAGACUUUUAAGAAUCCAGCUAUUCCCAGCCACAACAGGCAACAUUCUGGUAAUGUGCAGGAGAGACAAAUGGUAAAAUUGAAAGAUGAGCAGCUCAUUUUAACUAAUGCACCAGUGUUGGAUACUGCAGAUACUUCAACCCCCAUAAAGUCUCCAGAGUCUAUAAGGACAGUUCGAGUGGAAAUGGGACCACCACUUCCUCCAUUACUUCACCCACUGACUGCUACUCCUCCAAGAUCUGAGAGGCUUGAAUCCAGGAUAAUUCCUGGCAAGUUGUCAUUUCCUUCCCCAUUAAAUGAAUUGAUAUCUCCCCUUCUGGAAACUCCACUCAUGUCACCACUCUCAGAUGGGUCAAAGGAGAAGUAUUUCACCACCCCAUCCCCUUUGGAUGCAAAACAAAGGGUUUUUCCUUCUCCAUUGCAGUUUUGUGCAAGAACUCCAAAACAUGCUCUUCCUGUUCCUGGGAGACUUCCGCCUUCUGCAUCUGCUGUAUCCAGUUCAGUCCCUAGCACUACCCAAGAGAACUCUGUGACAAUUCUGGACUCGAUGUACCCAGAACUCUCUGCACGUGCACGGACUCUGAACAUUCUGCGUGGGGCUGUUAAUCUCAGUAGGCGUGCUUCGGAUAGCGGAAGAUCAGUACCUGAUUCUGAUGAACAGAUAGCCAGAUUCAAGGCUAUUGGUCUUUCCACGGCUUUCACUAAAACUGGAAAAGCCGUUGAAUGUGAAAAUAGUAGGUUUGACCAAUCAAUAGAAAAUCUUAAUCUGUCCAGAGAGAGUUUAAGAGAUGCUGUAGGUCAAACGAGAAAGAGAAUUGGAGUGAAUGUACGUUUACCGAGAAGUGCAAAAAAGGCUCGAGUGGACCGUGGCUCACCUGUCCUUGCAAGCAUUUCUUUCCCUGAAAAAUCUGAAGAGCUUAUUCAACAGGAUCUUUCAGAGAUCAAGGAGGAUGUUCGACCUAAUGAAAUUUAUGGUAGAAUGCAAAUGGGCAGUACUGCAAGCAGUUCACUGAAUGCAAUAUCAGAAGCAUUGACUAAAAUUGAAACAUCUUGCUUUGAUGUGUUACCUGUAAUUCACAGCCAUGUGAACAUUGGGAGAGUUUCAAAUGUGCCAGUGCUGAGAGAUGAAGAAAAAGAGGUCAUCCAUGAGUUCUGUGUGGUGAAUAAGCUCUUAACAGAUGAUUUAUUGUCUGCCAUCCAAAUGAAGAUGAAGACAGAGAAAACAACCCUAUCUGGGAAUCACAUGCAAGCUCUCUGCAGAGUAUACACUGGAAUUUGUCGGCAGAGAGGAGACUGGGAAAGAGCCCAUCUCUUUGCUUAUAGCAUCUUGAAAGAGGAUUUUCCAGACUCAGCAAAGCUGAUUCUGUUCAUGGUGACUACCUGGAAUGACAUCCUCUUACAUACAAGUGUUGGAAAUAGAGCCAUUCAUGCAGUGGUUAGGCUGAAGGCCAGUGGAGAGGUGCUGCACUGUUUAGCUGAAUAUCUUGGCUGGAAAAUGAAUCCCCCCUGUGAGAUCCAGAAGUUGAUAGCACUCACACUGGCUGCACUGAAAACAGGAGUGCAGAUGAAAUUCAUACAACAUGAUCGCCAUGGGGAUGACCUGGAUCCUGCUGCUUGGGAGUACAUAUUCACUCUGGAUCUCCUUUGUUCUCAACAGGGAUGGAAAUGGACACAUGACAAUGUGAUAUGCAAGGAGCUUUGGCCCAUAAUGAACCAAUGGGUUUUGCAACCACGAUCUCAGCAGAGGCCUGUUCCAGAUGUUUCAGUAGCAUCUGUUCUGAGAUUAAUUGGACGCCUUGGUCAAUUGGGGAUUAAACAGAAAUCUAUUGGAUCUGUACGAAAUGUCGCUAAAGUUAUGAACAUGUUUGGCAGACAUGGAAGAGCAGAAGGUGUGCCUUGGCCAGUGCAGUUAGCUGCCAUCUACACCAUUUAUGACCUGUCACCCAGCAACCCCAAGGAGGCCCUGCAGGCUCUGGCAGCUUGGCGUGGGGAAGCCAAUCAGGCUGUACCCCCUGCUAUCACUAGCUGCAUUACGCAGAUUGGAUCCAUGUGUCGCUAUAUCAAAUCAUAAAGGAUUCUUCCAAAAGUAAGCAUUUUCAGGGCUGAAACUCUGUUUCAUUGCUGACUAGAGGCUCUUCCAACUAUGUGCUGAAAACCUCACAGAAACAAGAUAGACCAUAGUUUUUAGGACUCCAACUAAUGUUUUGUUAGUAAGGGAUACUUCAGCUAAGAAUGUGUGUGUAUAUAUACUGUUCCAGUCUCUCAUCUGGGAGCAAUGUUUUUUGUGUAUUGCACAUAAAAUUGAUAAGCCAUGUUUGAAUAGGCAUAUUGUAAAUGUUUUAUAUGUUUGAUGUUAGUGUAUUUGUUCA
Messenger RNA from Megalops cyprinoides (Indo-Pacific tarpon), 5705 nucleotides. RefSeq names its product KIAA0947-like (H. sapiens) (gene ice1). NCBI's taxonomy places the organism in Eukaryota, Metazoa, Chordata, Actinopteri, Elopiformes, Megalopidae. The transcript is spliced from 19 exons. The record is from RefSeq and is a predicted model, not a curated record. The coding region runs from base 107 to 5407 and encodes 1766 amino acids.